Messenger RNA from Bufo bufo (common toad), 3470 nucleotides. RefSeq lists its product as uncharacterized. The transcript has 10 exons. Bases 381 to 1430 code for a protein of 349 amino acids. Lineage: Eukaryota; Metazoa; Chordata; Amphibia; Anura; Bufonidae. The record is from RefSeq and is a predicted model, not a curated record.
CGUCACUCUGCAAAUGUGGUGACUCAACCCAUCAACACACUGGGAAAAACGCCUGAGGUGUCUCCUUCCUGGUGGACAGAUUCCCAAAACAGGAGAUGGACGGCAGCCAGGGGGUCAAGUUGAUCAUUUCCAAUUCAUGCCAUCCAGAAUUAUAUGGAGGCGUAAGGCUGUAAUGUGAAAUCAUUCACAGGAACGAGUUAAGGACGUGAUGGGAACCGUGUAUUACCCAUCCAGGAAGGGCACAGCGACUAAGGAAUAACCGUCUGGAGAAACGUCAGAGUCACCUGAAAUUCAAUCGGAUGCUAAGUAUCACAAUGGACAAAUUUUAGGGACAUCCCUGGAACAAUGGACCUGUUCAAACCCAACCUCAAUGGCAGAGCAUGCCUCCACCAUACCACCAGAACCAGCUCUACAACCCCAGGGCGAUGGUGCCCCUAGGACUGGAGCUUCUUGUAGAGGAAGAAGAAGUUAUCCUCCAGAAACAAGGACAUCCCUGGAACUCUGGACCUGUUCAAACCCAACCUCAAUGGCAGAGCAUGCCUCCACCAUACCACCAGAACCAGCUCUACAACCCCAGGGCGAUGGUGCCCCCAGGACUGGAGCUUCUUGUAGAGGUAGAAGAAGUUAUCCUCCAGAAACAAGCUUUCUUCAACAGAUCUGGGCAGAAUCUCUUCACCAUACAUCGGGAGUCAGAGUGCUGUGGACCAGGCUUCAAUGUAAGGUUUCGAAAUCCAUACCAGAAGGACGUGGUGUCACUGUAUGCGGAAUCAGGGGGAUGUUGCUGGGGAGGAUACAGUCAUGUAAGGAUCUCUGUUUUUCCUGCGUGCACUAUCGGUUUCAUCAACAUUAAAAACUUUACUCGGAAAAUGAGUGUCUCCAUCCGAAUGAACUCUGGAGAGCUUGUGUUCACUGCUGAGCUGCCCUUAUCAGGCUCUGAGAAAAUUAUUGAGAUACUCAGUGUAAAUGGAUCUUGUCCUGUGGCCACGAUAACUACGCAGGGACAAAAUUGUGACGUCGUUUUCCAGUUUCCCAUGGACAUGGAGGCUACAUUGAAAACUCUUAUCUUGGCUGCAUUCGUGUACAUGAGAUAUCAACUGAGUAAAAUGUCCAGCAGCAGCAGCUCCUCGGCUUAUCACAGGCGUCGGAACACUGCCAAUCACGAUGACGACCACCGUUGGGGUCAUGGAGGCUUCAAUGGACAUCCUGUUGGUGGAGGUUUUAGUGGAGGGGACUGUGGAGGUGGAGGAGGGAAUUCUGGAGGUGGAGGAGGAGACUGUGGUGGUGGAGGAGGGAACUCUGGAGGUGGAGGAGGAGACUGUGGUGGUGGAGGAGGGAACUCUGGAGGUGGAGGAGGAGACUGUGGUGGUGGAGGAGGGGGCUGUGGUGGUGGAGGAGGAGACUGUGGUGGUGGAGGAGGGGGCUGUGGUUAAUUGUGUUUCUUCAUUUCUUGUGUUCACCAUCAUUGUGACAGUCAGUCACUUUUACCCUAUGUAAGAAUCCUCAGCCACCCCAACAUCUGUCUCUGUGAUCUCACUUAGACCUUAUACUGAUUUCUUGGUUCUCUUUGACAGUUCUUCACAGACUAUUAUCCAUGUCAUGUACUAGGCCAUAGUAUACUCUAGCUGUUCUAUUUGAUAUGGACAUCUAAGCUGAAAACUAUGCCAAAGCUUCAAGAAUGUUUUUUUAUAUCCUUGAGUUUACAAAUUCCCAAAGUAAUUUUUUUCAUUUUCAAAACUUUAGCCACGAGGGUAACAUCCAUAACUAUUCCAUCACAUACAAAAAUAAUUACUAAAUAAAACAAAUGCAGCUCUCACCUGUUACAUCUGUUGUGAGCUCGGUUAUCACCCUGGACACGGGUGCUGCCUGGAAAUUGAAAAAAGAGUGAAAAGUCCAGCUCUAAACAACAGUGAGUACUUUAUUUGCAGUGCAGUAAAAACUUCCAACUCUAAAGUGCAAGAAAUAGUCUACGCGUUUCGGACCUUAAUCAUGACAUGCAUCACAUAUAUUAAAGUUUUCUAUAUACUCCUCCUGCACCUAUCCACAAUGAUUAAGGUGUCACAGGAUCGGAAACUAAUUAAUAAAAUCAGAACACAUGAUAUUCUUCCUUAAAACAUUCACAUUCUCAUAAAAUCAAAGAUCCAAACAAUGCAAUGGUUAGCGGAGAAUUUUUUAUCAGUAAUGCUGUAAGAUCAAAUCACGUCUCUUAUUUAAACCUGUAGGAAAACAUGUACUUAACUGGAACAUCCAGAAAGCCCCUCUAUUCGCAGGAACCAUCGAAGGGCCACUAACGCAAGGUUAUGUGGAAUGUUAGUAUACAGGGACACCACGUCUGCCGUGAUCCAGGCACACGUGUCUCUCCAUUCAAAAUCCUCAAACGCCUGCAAGACCGACCUGGUGUCCCUGAUAUAUCCAGAAAAAGUGGAACAAGGGGUUGGAGAAGGGAAUCUACCCAUUCUGGUAAUUUUUCUGAAAAUGAUCCUAUCCCCGCUACUACGGGUCUCAUAGGCGGGGGAAAAAACAUUCUUAUGAGUUUUUGGCAAUGCGUGAAAAAUAGAUAUAAUGGGAUGAAGUACAUCGAUAUAAUCUAUUUCUUUCUGAUUGAAAAUUCCCAUCUCCAAACCCCUAGCCAAAAUUUGUGAGAUUUUUUCCUGAAAUGAUAAAAGGGGGUUGCCACUUAGUUUUUUAUAUACUGACACAUCAUCUAACAUUUUCUCCACCUGUGUUCUAUAGAAGGAACGUCUAACACUACCCCCCCCCCCCCACCCCUUAUCAGCCUGUUUAACCAUCAAAUCCUGUCUCUGUUUUAACUCUUGCAAAGCUUUGAGUUCACCUGGGGACAUGUUUUUAUUUGUUCUAGGGACUGAAAUAUUUUAAAUUUUUAUUAACAUUCAUCUUAAUUCUGUCCUGUAAAAUACAAAGAUCCCUCUCCACUAAUUCUUGGAAGCGAUCUAGAGAGGCGGAGCGUGACCGCAAGGGAUAGAAAUCCCUAUUUGGAGUUUUAAAGUGUAAAGAGGUAUGGGUCAAUGCAGCGCUCUCCCGCUCUGCUCACAUUUCCUGUAGGGAGCAAACAUGCAUCAUUUCUUUAAAAUUCAUGUUGACACCUAAAAUGUCAUAUAUAUUGGCAGUCUGUGCUCCUUCGACAGGGGAAGUAACAAUGGAUUCAUCGCAUGGUAAGACUUCACUCGUAGUGAAGUGGACAGGACCUUUGAGUCUACGGCAAAUCACCAAAAAUUUUAGGUUAAUGCUUUUCACUCUUUUUUCAAUAUUCCAUCACGUAGAUCAACAUAGCAACAUCUUACCUAACAGGACUGAAAUCCAGUAAGGCUAUGUAGUCCAGCCUUCUAUAAGAGAAGCGCAAAGGAUGAAAAACGAAUAUAACUUUACUGCUUUACUUUUCAAACUUAGUUCCAAGGGUCCAAAUUUAUGGAAAAUAUGGUCACAGUUAGAGUGUGUUCUGCGUUUCAAACGUA